CCUACUAUCAUCACUAAUCUCCAAUCUUCUUUCUGCCUAAGAGAGAUAUGGAAGGCUCACCUAAUUCUGCCCAUUUCCUUGCAGCUUUUCUCAUUUUGUUCGCCUUCCAUUUUAACUCAAUCUCAGCCGCAGGGCCUGCUGCCCGGAAAGACAACACCGAGUUCAUCCGAACAUCUUGUGGUACAACAAUUUAUCCCAGACUUUGCUUCACCUCCCUCUCAGCUCAUGCAAAUGUGAUUCAAACAAGCCCAAGGCUUCUAGCUGACACAGCUCUGUCUGUAACCCUUUCAACUACCCGAUCGACCUCGUCUGUGAUGUCAAAUCUGCUUUUAAGCCAUGGCCUGAAGCCUAGAGAAGUUGUAGCCAUGAAGGACUGUGUGGAAGAGCUGAGCGACUCAGUGGAUCAGCUUAGAAAAGCCAUGGGGGAGAUGAACCAGAUAAAAGGCUCCAAUUUUGGGCUCAUAAUGAAUGACAUACAAACUUGGGUUAGCGCCGCUUUGACGUAUGAGGAUACGUGCACAGACGGGUUUGCUGGAAAUACCAUGGACGGGAAGCUCAAGAAGGCAGUGAGGGCUCGCAUAGUGAAAAUUGCACAUUUGACUAGCAAUGCUUUGGCUUUGAUCAAUAGUUAUGCAUCUCUUCACAAUUAGCCAUCCAGUUUAAUCUAGUAUGAAUCCCAUAUAUGUGACAGUAGCGUUUCGCUUGUGUACUGCUAGAAUGUUGUGUGAAUUGUUCCAUCAAAACUAUGCUUUGCUGCAGCAUAUCUGGGUCCAUUUAGAUGUCAUUUAUCAAGAGUCCAUUAGGCAGCAUUGUAUUAGAGAAAUUGCUUGUAUAUAAUGUAGUAGAUGAUGGUUGUAUAGCUUGCUUUUUCCUUUCUACGGUGCUACAAUUCAACCUAAUUGAACUAUUGUUUCUUUGUUGAA
Vitis riparia (riverbank grape) is the source of this 923-nucleotide messenger RNA. RefSeq names its product 21 kDa protein-like. Lineage: Eukaryota; Viridiplantae; Streptophyta; Magnoliopsida; Vitales; Vitaceae. Gene Ontology annotation, biological process: negative regulation of catalytic activity. The transcript has a single exon. The record is from RefSeq and is a predicted model, not a curated record. The coding region runs from base 48 to 650 and encodes 200 amino acids. Gene Ontology annotation, molecular function: enzyme inhibitor activity.